AUGCAAGCAGAGCAGAUAUCUCUCGAAGACAAGAACCACGAACUCUCUGAAGCCUACAAAGAAAAGGCCAAGGCUCAGCAACAGACGCUGAAACUCUACCAAGGACUCAAGGCGCAGGUCAUGGUAUCGCAUGUAGCCCACGCUGCAGGUGAUGAAGCAGAGUACACGCUUCAGACUGCUCGAAGAGAUCGCUUCAUCGAUCGCCUCCCAGGUACACGGACAGAAUCCGCUCCACUCGGGACGCCGUCGAACCCCCACAAAAGCCGUCUGCCAGUCCUGGGCGGAACACGUCAAAAUCCAUACCUCAAUCCGGAUGCUGCUACGCCAUACCAGAGUUCAACCAUGACCAGGCAGCCGCUUGCUGGUAGUAUGGCACCGCAUGACUUGGGAAACUUCGCGCGUGGCGGCAGGUCAUCGGGGAGACCUGCGGGUGGGCACACUGGGGGGGGUUGGUACGAUGAGCUGGCAGAUGCAUGA
Pyrenophora tritici-repentis Pt-1C-BFP is the source of this 477-nucleotide messenger RNA. NCBI's taxonomy places the organism in Eukaryota, Fungi, Ascomycota, Dothideomycetes, Pleosporales, Pleosporaceae. The record is from RefSeq and is a predicted model, not a curated record.